Silurus meridionalis is the source of this 6101-nucleotide messenger RNA. RefSeq names its product WD repeat-containing protein 7. Gene Ontology annotation, cellular component: cytoplasm. Lineage: Eukaryota; Metazoa; Chordata; Actinopteri; Siluriformes; Siluridae. Gene Ontology annotation, molecular function: protein binding. The record is from RefSeq and is a predicted model, not a curated record.
GGCGCGUGGACCCGAAGCUGCGACAUUGCAUGAAUAUUGGGGUUCGGUGUAAAUGCAAGUCUCCAUGGCGACGGAGGAAAAGCCUCGGGAUGACUCGUGUUGUGGAAAUGAGAGUUUGCAGGAGAAAAUGUCAGGAAACAGUCUGGUAUUACCCAUAGUGCUGUGGGGCCGCAAUGCUCCCACACACUGCAUCUCCAGCCUGCUGGUGAUGGAUGACCUGGCCACCAUCAUCAGCGGCUGCCAUGACGGGCAGAUCUGCAUCUGGGACCUGACCCCUGAACUUGAGAUUAACCCUCGCGCUCUGCUGUUUGGACACAGCACCUCCGUCACCUGUCUGUCCAAGGCCAGUGCGAGCAGCGAUAAGCAGUACAUGGUCAGCACCUCGGAGAGCGGAGAGAUGUGUCUAUGGGAUGUAAAUGAUGGUCGCUGCAUUGAGUUCACUAAGCUGGCCUGUGCUCACACGGGUAUACAGUUUUACCAGUUCACCAUCGGGACCCAGCGUGAGGGUCGUCUCCUGUGUCACGGUCACUACCCGGAGAUCCUCGUGGUGGACGCCACCAGCCUGGAGGUCCUUUACUCUCUGGUGUCCAAAAUAUCGCCUGACUGGAUCAGCUCAAUGAGCAUCAUUCGCUCCCAUCGCACCCAGGAAGACACAGUGGUAGCAGUGUCUGUGACUGGAAUUCUGAAAGUGUGGAUCAUCACAGCAGAAGUGAGCCGAAUGCAGGAUCUGGACCCUGUCUUCGAGGAGGAGUCCAAGCCGAUCUACUGCCAGAGCUGCCAGAGUAUUUCAUUCUGCACCUUCACGCAGCUGUCUCUGCUCGUCGUCUGCUCCAAAUACUGGAGGGUUUUUGAUGCAGGAGAUUUCUCGCUCCUGUGCUCCGUGCCCAGCGAGAGCGGGCAGGCGUGGACAGGAGGAGAGUUCAUUGCCGCCGAUAAGGUUAUAAUCUGGACCGAAGACGGUUGCAGCUACAUCUACAAACUUCCAGCCAGCUGUCUGCCAGCCAGUGAGCACUUCCGCAGUGAUGUCGGGAAAACGGCAGAAGGUUCUAUCCCUCCUCUGGUGUACAGCAUCGCAAACCGUGCAGACAAACAGCUGGAGGAGGAGUGCGAGGGGCAGUGUGUUAUCGUGUGUAUCCCCGACAGCGCAUCCGGUCCGGAGCUCUACACUCCUGAGCUGCUGUACCUCCAGCGGCCUCUAGAGGCACCAUUACUAAUCUGUCCUCCGGUGACACGCUUCUUUUACGGCCGUAGAGAGCCGUUCCAUAAGCUGCUGGUUCAGGGCGACUCUGCAGGCAGGCUGACGCUGUGGAGCAUCCCGGACACUUCACCACUGCAGCCGCUGUCUUCAGCUGCGGAGCUGCAGGUUUCCUCCACGAUCUGCCUGCAGGAGGCGUUCGAUAAACUCACUCCACUCCCCGCGGGCAUCAUUGACCAGCUGAGCGUGCUGCCCGGCGCCGAGGAGCCCAUCAAGGUGACGGCGAGCGUGUACAUCCCGUCACAGGGACGCCUGGUAUGCGGAAGGGAAGACGGCAGCAUCGUCCUGGUCCCCGCCACGCAGACCGCCAUUGUCCAGCUGCUGCAGGGAGAACACAUGCUGCGCAGAGGCUGGCCCCCACACCGCACCCUGAGAGGACACAGGAACAAGGUGACGUGUCUGCUGUACCCCCACCAGGUGUCCCCGCGCUACGACCAGCGCUCUCUGGUGUCGGGUGGCGUGGACUUCUCCGUCAUCGUCUGGGACAUCUUCACCGGCGAGAUGAAGCACAUCUUCUGCGUGCACGGAGGAGAGAUCACGCAGCUCCUCGUCCCACCAGAGACCUGCAGCAUUCGGGUUCAGAACUGCGUGUGCUCCGUUGCGAGCGAUCACUCAGUGGGUUUGCUGAGUCUCCGUGAGAGGAAGUGCAUCAUGCUCGCCUCGCGCCACCUCUUCCCAAUCCAGGUGAUAAAAUGGCGCCCGUGUGACGAUUACCUGGUGGUGGGCUGCUCCGACGGCUCGGUGUACGUCUGGCAGAUGGACACAGGAGCGUUGGACAGGUGUGUGAUGGGGAUCACGGCGGUGGAGAUAUUGAAUGCGUGUGAUGAGGCCGUCCCUGCGUCUGUAGACGGUCUGAAUCACGCGGCAGUGAAUCUGAAGCAGGCCAUGACGCGCCGCAGCCUGGCGGCACUGAAGAACAUGGCACAGCACAAACUACACACACUUGCUACCAACCUGCUCGCCACAGACAACGCAGACAAGGGCAACUUGCCUAAAUACUCCCACAAUGCACUGGUGGUGCAGGCGAUGAAGACGAACCUGACCGACCCGGACAUGCACAUCCUGUUCUUCGACGUCGAAGCCGUGAUCAUCCAGCUGCUGACCGAGGAGGCGCAGCGUCCCAAUCCCACCCUCGUGUCCCCCGAAACACUGCAGAAAGCCCCGGGGGGCACCGACAAGGGCGGGUCCUUCCUCGCCAACAAGAUCUUCAAGCAGGUAAAAGAAACCAUCAAAGAAAACAUCAAGGAGCACCUGCUGGACGAAGACGAGGAUGAAGAGGAGGAGGCUCGCCGGCGUGAGGAGAAAUCCAAAUCCCUCAGUCUGCUGGAGUACAACCUGACCAUGGACACGGCCAAGCUCUUCAUGUCCUGCCUGCACGCCUGGGGCCUGAACAGCACGCUGGACGAGGUGUGCGUGAGCCGACUGGGCAUGCUCAGACCGCACACGCCCAUCUCCUUCGGCCUGAUCUCGGGCGGCCACAUGUCCCUCAUGCUGCCCACCUUCAAGGACUCGCUGUUGAGGCAGUUAGCGAGUAGCGUCGGCCUCGAAGGCAGGAAGCUCUCCGUUUCUGAAGUGGUGGGCAAGGGCACGUACGGCGUCUCGCGUGCGGUCACGACCCAGCACCUGCUGUCCGUCAUCUCGCUGGCUAACACACUCAUGGGCAUGACCAACGCCACGUUCGUGGGCGAGCACAUGAAGAAAGCGCCAGUCAGGCCUCCAAGACCCGGAGCCCCAGAGAGCCCCAAAAAGACGCCCCCCCAGGUCUCCACCCCGGCCAUGCAGUCCCAGAUCAAACAAGCUGCUGCCGCUGCUUCCACCUCCGCUCUCGCACCCGGCACAGGGGCGCCUCACGCCGCCUCCACCUUUCAUUCUUCUCCCUCCGUAAAUGAAGGAUGGAGUCAGUUGGCUGCAAUGCACUGUGUGAUGCUGCCUGACCUUCUGGGGCUCGAUAAGUUCAGACCUCCCUUGCUGGAGAUGCUUGCUCGCAGGUGGCAGGAUCGCUGCUUGGAGGUGUGUCAGGAAGCGGCCCAGGCGCUCCUGUUAGCAGAGCUGCGCCGGAUCGGUCAAUCGGGCAGAAAGGACACCAUCGACUUGUGGGCCCCGUACCUGCCUCAAUAUGUGGAUGCUGUCAGCUCACCCGGAACAGCGCCAGAGACAGCCCAGCCGACUCCUCCCCCUGCUGAAGCCCUGCCCACUGAGCCCAAAGCUCCAGAGGAAGAGCUGGAUGUCACUGACGAUGACAUCACUGCAGGAUGUCUGAGUAAUCUUCCUCCCAGUGCCAAGAAGAUCUCCAACUCGUAUGAGGAACGCAGGAAGCAAGCGACCGCCAUCGUGCUGCUCGGCGUGAUCGGAGCAGAGUUCGGGGCAGAGAUCGAACCCCCCAGACUCCCGUCUCGCCCCAGGACCAGCGGCCAGGCGCCCGAGGGCUUCGGCCUCAGCACUGUGGGAUCCAACUACUCGCUUGCACGCCAUACCUGUAAGGCCCUGACGUUCCUCCUCCUCCAGCCCCCGAGCCCCAAACUUCCCGCCCACAGCACUAUCCGACGCACCGCCAUUGAUCUGAUUGGCCGAGGUUUCACGGUGUGGGAGCCCUACAUGGACGUCUCGGCGGUGCUCAUGGGCCUGCUGGAGCUGUGUGCCGACGCUGAGAAACAGCUGGCCAACAUUACAAUGGGUCUUCCCCUGAACCCGGCAGCCGACUCUGCUCGCUCCGCCCGCCACGCGCUUUCUCUGAUCGCCACGGCACGGCCACCAGCCUUCAUCACCACCAUCGCCAAAGAGGUGCACAGACACACAGCGAUGCAGUCUCAGGGAUCACAGUCUCAGCAGAACGUUCACACCACCGCUCUGGCCCGAGCAAAAACCGAGAUCUUACGUGUCAUCGAGAUUCUCAUCGAGAAAAUGCCCUCUGACGUAGUGGACCUGCUGGUGGAGGUGAUGGAUAUUAUUAUGUACUGCAUCGAGGGCUCUCUGGUCAAGAAGAAAGGUCUCUCUGAGUGUUUUCCUGCAGUCUGCAAGUUUUACAUGGUGGCCUAUUGUGAUCGGAGUUACCGCGUGGCUGUCGGCGCUCGCCAGGGUUCUGUUGCACUUUAUGAUGUUCGCACGGGCAAAUGCCAGCACAUCCACGGUCAUAAAGGCCCCAUCACUGCUGUAUCCUUCGCUCCGGACGGACGCUACCUGGCAACCUACUCUAACGCUGACAGCCACAUCUGCUUCUGGCAGAUGAACACCUCACUCUUGGGCAGUAUAGGGAUGCUAAACUCCGCCCCUCAGCUGCGCUGUAUUAAGACCUAUCAGGUGCCCCCGGUGCAGCCGGCGUCUCCUGGCUCUCAGAACUCCCUCAAACUGGCUCGUCUCAUCUGGACCUCCAACCGCAACGUCAUCCUGAUGGCCCAUGACGGCAAAGAGCACCGCUUCAUGGUAUGAGGAGCCCACGCCCUCACCGAGCCCACGCUCCGUGGAGAACUUCAGAACCACGGACCUCCGAGCGGAACCGACCCCUGGGGCCGUGUCCGGGAGAAAACGUCUUAUCCGAAACUUUUUCGUGUGUUUACAUGGCUGUUUUUUUUCCUCUUCCCAUUCCGUGUUUUAUUUAAAUCACUUCUAAGUGUACUCUUGUGUCCAGUAGAUGGACUUUGGACAAUCGUCGUCUCGAGUCGUAAACAGGUCAGUGGUCAACAGGGGACUUCUUAUGAUAUGAAGGGAUGCGACGGGAGGCUUUUUGUUUCAUUUGCACCAAGCGAAUGUGUUUCUGGCACAUAACCUGUUCUCCCUGGGGCCCUUGUGGUCCUCCUUCUACCUAUCGCUAGUACCCUUGUGAUCCGUGUGUGAGCUCUGAAAUUGUUCCUGCAUGAGGUACUGAAACUUUUCUCACAUUUCAUACAGACCGUAAAAUGGACCAGAGCCACUUCCUGCGUAGGAGAGGGUUGGAAAAAAAAUAUAUCAGUCCACGUCUUGGUUUGGCAGGAAGUCCACAAUCGGGACACUUCCUGUUUGUUUUUGCGACCUUCCUUUUUCCACAGUGGAAAAUAUUCCACGUCGGACAAAAAAAAAAUGUCGUUAAUGAAUAAAUAAUUGUAAUUAUUGGAAGAUCGCGUUAGUAAAUCUACUUCCUUCUAGACAAUUGAUAUCGCCAUUUCCUGUUUAAGGCAUAGAUGAUAGAUAUGACCACUUCCUGUCAGCAAUUCUGACCACUUCCUGCAUUCCCCUAGUCAAAGAUUCGGACCAUUUCCUGUCUGGCUGUAGUCGGCAAACCCAAAACCCUCGUUUAAGUUUUUAUAGAUCUCUCUGACAGUGUGGGAGUGGCCUUCAGUCUCGGUCUGACUUGUGACAGUGUGUAGUGGAUGAACAUUAUCAUAUCAUGUGUUGUUGAUUGGUACAUAUUCGUCGCAGCCGGAAGACGCCCAAGCGUAGCUUAUUGUGUUUUUUGUGUAGUGUUUUGUUGGUUUUGUCUCGUCUCGUCUCGUUGUGAGUCGUCGUUGUGUUUUUUUUUUUUUAUUUACAUUUUUUUUUUAUUAUCAUUGUUGAAUAUUUGCUCGUGUGGUGUUGAGACGCUGUAUCGCUAUUUAUCAAGUAGCUUUUCUUAUCUGGGCUUUGGAGUUAGCUUGUGUUGAUAAUGCUGACAAGCCUGCUAACACACACACACACACACACACACACACACACACACGUGCUGUAGAUACUAGCUCAGAAUAAAUGAAGGUACAAAAAAAAAAAAGACUAUUUUCGCCAAAUGUUUGUGUCGUUUCUAAAUCCGUGUGUGUGUCUGGUACGUGUGUGUGUUUGUGCGCACACGUUUAUGAUUUUCUGGUGAGAAAUAAACGAGUAGAAGGAGAAAAACAGCGGA